AAAUAGGCCACCGCGCAACCACAUCAAGUCGUCAACAAACACCCGCCAAAUUAGCCAAAACGCUGCAGGGUCAAACUAUCAAAGUCCACUAUUUUCUAUGUUAUUCUUGCAAUCAAAAGUCUUCUCUCGUUGUCUGAUACGUCCCACAAGUUCUCUCCAGUCCAAAUUUCCAUUUUCUUCAUCGAUCAAUUCGAUGAAGGAUACUCUAAUUCCCAAAAAACUCACUAAACCCAUCAAGAAAAGCACCCAGAAAACCACCACCGCCACCAGUAUCAUAAAAAGAAAAUUUAAGACGAUAGCAAAAGUCAAUCCCAGGGCUAACCCCAGUUCAACAAUCCCAGAAUCUGACUUUCGAGAUGAUGAUGAUGAUAAUGAUUUAAAUCCCAGUUCUUCGUUGUCUACAUUCUUUGAGAAAUGGCCAAUCUUGUCCCCUGAUUUCUACCAAAUUGAUGCCCUUGAUCUUGCCCCACUUUUGCUUGGAAAGUACCUCAGAAGAGACGAUGUUGUUCUUCAGAUAACUGAGGUGGAAGCUUAUAGGCCAAAUGAUUCAGCUUGCCACGGUCGAUUUGGCAUGACAGCAAGAACAGCACCAGUUUUUGGACCUGGUGGACAUGCAUAUGUUUACCUUUGCUAUGGUCUCCACACCAUGCUCAAUAUUGUCGCGGACAGAGAAGGAGCAGGAGCAGCUGUGCUAAUUCGUUCUUGUGCCCCAAUCAGUGGGCUGAAAACCAUUCAACAACGUCGAGGUAUAGUCACUGAGAAGCCUGUUCUUCUUACAGGGCCAGGAAAGGUUGGUCAAGCAUUAGGAAUUUCAACAGAUUGGUCUAACCAUUCCCUAUAUACUCCUGGUGGUUUAGAGCUCCUAGAGGGACCACGGCCAGAGCAUGUACUUGUUGGUCCAAGAGUUGGAAUAGAUUAUGCUUUGCCAGAACAUGUCAACGCAUUGUGGAGGUUUGCAAUUGCUGGUACCCCUUGGAUAAGCGCUCCCAAAAUCACGCUGAGACCUCGCUAGCUACUCCGGACGCCAUCUGUGACACUGGGAAUAUCUCGAAGAUGGAAACAGGAUCGUAAUGCCUCCCUCAGCACUUGAACGCUUAGUCUAUAUGGACAACAUCGAAUACCCCAUGGUGUUUGAGAUUAAAAAACCAACUACCACUGCUGCCGCCGCGGCCAGCACCAACACCACCACCAGGGGCGGGCGGGACGAUAACGAGG
Coffea arabica (coffee) is the source of this 1215-nucleotide messenger RNA. The record is from RefSeq and is a predicted model, not a curated record. Lineage: Eukaryota; Viridiplantae; Streptophyta; Magnoliopsida; Gentianales; Rubiaceae.